Molecule: messenger RNA, 450 nt
Organism: Porites evermanni
Lineage: Eukaryota; Metazoa; Cnidaria; Anthozoa; Scleractinia; Poritidae
Source: the annotation of a GenBank genome assembly
AUGAUGGAAAAUGAAGACAUCACCUCAUCAUACAUCACCACUUGCGUUUUGAACGCUGUCUUAUCUUACACCGCUGUUAUGCUAAACUGUUUAACGAUCUACGCCUUAACAAAACUCUCAUCAUUACCAAGACCUUUAAAAACGCUGCUUCUAAGCCUGGCUGUUUCUGAUCUGGGUGUUGGUUUGAUGGUACAGCCUUCGUACAUUGCGUCUCUUGUCAUGGAAAUGGCACACAAAACUGAAAACAAUCCAGCCUAUAACAUAACCUACAAACUCUAUGUUUUCACGGUGAAUUUGUUUGGUUUUGCGUCUUUCUUCGGAGUAACAUUUUUAAGUUUCGAUAGAUUCCUGGCUGUUUACCUACAUCUAAGAUACCAGGAACUUGUGACCCACAAGCGUGUUGUUGUUGUAAUGGUUUCAAAGUGGGUCUUCAGUGCCGUUUUUUCGUUU